AUGUCGUACGGUGGUGGCUAUGGCGGUAGCCGUGGUGGUGGUGGAGGAGGGGGAGGAUACUCAAAUGGUGGAACCAACGGUUACUCUGGAGGUGGCAGCAACGGCUACUCAAACGGCUUCUCAAACGGAGGCGGUUACGGUGGAUCGACCAACGGUUACAGCGGAGGAGGAGGCUACGGAGGAGGAGGAGCAAGCUUUGGAGGUGCAGGUGGCGACAAGAUGUCGAAUCUAGGCGCCAAUCUGAAGAUUCAGUCAUUCGAUCUAUCCACAAUGCCAAAGUUCGAAAAGUCUUUUUACAAGGAGGAUUCCGAGGUUUCUGCUCGCUCUGAACGCGAAGUCGCAGACUUCCGCAAGCUCAAGGAGAUCACUAUCCAAGGCAACAAUGUACCCCGACCUGUCCACACUUUCGACGAGGCUGGUUUCCCCAAAUAUGUCAUGGAUGAGGUAAAAGCUCAAGGUUUUGCUGCACCCACAGCCAUCCAGUCUCAAGGCUGGCCUAUGGCGCUCUCUGGACGUGAUGUGGUUGGAAUCGCAGAGACUGGAUCAGGGAAGACUCUGACAUACUGCCUGCCUGGAAUAGUUCACAUCAAUGCUCAGCCUCUCCUCGCUCCCGGUGAUGGACCCAUCGUACUGGUUUUGGCACCUACCCGUGAGCUAGCUGUGCAGAUCCAACAGGAGAUGACCAAAUUCGGCAAAUCCUCCCGUAUCCGCAACACCUGUGUCUAUGGCGGUGUCCCCAAAGGUGGCCAAAUUCGGGACCUCGCCAAAGGCGUCGAAGUCUGCAUAGCUACACCCGGUCGUCUUAUCGACAUGCUGGAAUCUGGAAAGACUAAUCUUCGUCGUGUCACUUAUCUUGUCCUCGAUGAAGCUGACCGCAUGUUAGACAUGGGUUUCGAGCCACAGAUCCGGAAAAUCAUCGGCCAGAUUCGUCCGGACCGUCAGACAUGCAUGUGGUCUGCAACAUGGCCUAAGGACGUCCGUCAACUGGCCUCGGACUACCUCCAAGAUUACAUUCAGGUCAAUAUUGGAUCCAUGGAUCUUUCAGCUAAUCAUCGUAUCACCCAAAUCGUUGAAAUUGUUUCUGAAUUCGACAAACGUGACAAGAUGACCAAGCAUCUUGAGCGUAUCAUGGAAGACCGAGAUUCCAAGAUCUUGCUCUUUACAGGUACUAAGCGUGUAGCAGACGAGAUAACUAGGUUUCUGCGACAAGACGGAUGGCCAGCGCUGUCAAUCCACGGCGACAAGCAGCAGAACGAGCGCGACUGGGUCCUGAAUGAGUUCAAAACGGGGAAGAGCCCCAUCAUGGUUGCCACUGAUGUGGCUUCACGUGGUAUUGAUGUCAAGAACAUUACUCAUGUCUUCAACUAUGACUACCCCAACAACUCGGAAGAUUACGUUCACCGUAUUGGGCGUACUGGUCGCGCUGGAUCGAAGGGUACUGCCAUUACAUUAUUCACAACUGAGAACUCCAAGCAGGCACGCGAUCUAGUAGCUGUUCUCACAGAAUCCAAGCAGCAAAUUGAUCCUCGUCUCCACGAGAUGGCUCGCUACGGUGGUGGCGGAGGGGGUGGUCGUUAUGGUCGUGGUGGAGGUCGCGGAGGUGGACGUGGAGGUUUCACGAGCUCGAACGCUGCACCUAUGGGUGGAGGUCGACGCUGGUAA
Letharia columbiana is the source of this 1662-nucleotide messenger RNA. RefSeq lists its product as uncharacterized. NCBI's taxonomy places the organism in Eukaryota, Fungi, Ascomycota, Lecanoromycetes, Lecanorales, Parmeliaceae. Gene Ontology annotation, cellular component: ribonucleoprotein complex; nucleus; cytoplasm. Gene Ontology annotation, molecular function: RNA helicase activity; ATP binding; RNA binding. The transcript has 7 exons. Gene Ontology annotation, biological process: rRNA processing. The record is from RefSeq and is a predicted model, not a curated record. The coding region runs from base 1 to 1662 and encodes 553 amino acids.